Molecule: messenger RNA, 2741 nt
Organism: Exophiala dermatitidis NIH/UT8656
Lineage: Eukaryota; Fungi; Ascomycota; Eurotiomycetes; Chaetothyriales; Herpotrichiellaceae
Exons: 3
Coding region: 191-2146 (651 amino acids)
Biological process (GO): transmembrane transport
Molecular function (GO): transmembrane transporter activity
Source: RefSeq, a predicted model, not a curated record
UUGAAAGUCGCUGACCCCGGGUAGAUCAAUUGGCAGGGCAAAGAGCCGUAAUACUGGUAGAGCAGGCAUCGGUUCGCUAAUAUUCAUCGUUCUGGUCUUCUUCAGAACUACAUUCCUGUUUUGACGUGCCUUACACAAAAUCCCGUCCUAUGCCCCACUUACAUCAUUCCAGGUCUACUACUGGGAACGAAUGCCCUCACCGCUCUCCGAGCAGCGUUACGACACCGAUGAUCAAGAUGUAGGCGAGGCCGCUGAUUCCUCGUCGGGAGGAGGACCUGGUACUUCUCCAGGUGCAAGCAGCAAGGGUAACGCACACAUGUCGCCCGACAAGGAUGGAAAUGUUGUACCGGCAUCAAGGAGGCCGGCCCUUAGACCAAAUAUGUCUUCGCCAGUCCGUCGUCCGUCAUUUAUUGAUGAGGAAGAAGAGCCCAUAGUUCCACAUCCGGAGCCAUCCUCUCCCUCCGACGAUGGACCUUCAAAGAAAGCCGGUGCUGAUGCUCCCGUGACAUGGACAUCCCUCCCUAAGAAGGGGCAACUGGCCAUCCUAACCAUCGCACGCUUAUCGGAGCCUCUGACCGAACGAUCCCUGGCAGCAUACAUGUUCUACCAACUACGAUUUUUUGAUUCAAGUCUCCCGGACAGCACCAUUACCAGCCAGGGAGGGAUGCUGACGGCGUCCUUCGCAGCUGCUCAAUUCCUCACGGCCGUCUGGUGGGGUCGAGCAGCCGACACACCAUGGAUAGGCCGCAAAAGAGUUUUGCUGGUUGGUCUGUUUGGGACUUGCAUCAGUUGUAUUGGAGUGGGGUUCUCGACCUCUUUUGCUCAAGCGCUGUUCUUUCGCGCUUGUGCCGGUUGUUUGAAUGGAAACGUGGGGGUCAUGAGGACCAUGAUUAGCGAGAUUAUCAAGGAGAAGAAGUACCAGUCUCGUGCUUUUCUUCUCCUGCCAAUGUGCUUCAAUAUAGGCGUCGUCAUCGGUCCCAUUCUCGGAGGGUUCCUGGCAGACCCCAUCGACUCCUUCCCUGGGAUCUUCGGUCCUGGAUCUCUAAUCGGCGGCAAAGACGGGGUCCGGUGGAUGAAGGCCUUUCCAUAUGCGUUGCCAAACGUGGUCAGCGCAUGUUUUAUUCUUACAUCCGCGCUCUGUGUUGUGCUUGGUCUGGAUGAAACACAUCCAGCACUGCGAAACAGACCGGACUACGGCCGGAGACUGGGAAGAUAUUUGGUUCGGCUUGUUUUCCGCCGGAGGACGGACGUCGCCGGUUAUCAGUACGAAUAUACUCGGCUCGAUAACAACGACCAACUUGAAGAUCAGGUCGAGAUGCAAGCCAUUACUACUGACGAAGCACGAGGAUCGGCUCCUGGUUCGUCAUCAUCAAGAGUACCGCAGGGAGGCAAUCCACCUGCAGAAACUAAUAGUAGCGGAAUCACUGUCGGCACCACAUCGAAACCUCCAGCGAAUACGAACAGCAAGACAUCGCCAUUCCGCCAAAUCUUCACUAAAAACGUCCUCCUCACCCUCCUCACCCACCAUCUCCUCGCACUCCACGUCAGCGCAUUCAACGCCCUAAUCUUUUUGUUUUUACCCGCCCCCCGCUCGUCAAACUCUCAUGCCAAACUCCCAUUCCGCUUCUCCGGCGGUUUGGGACUAUCAUCCGACCGCGUGGGAUUGGCGACAGCCAUCAUCGGCGUGCUUGGGUUUCCACUCCAGAUUCUGCUAUAUCCCUCCCUCAACGCGAAACUAGGCACACUCUCGAGUUACCGGUUCUUUUUGCCGUUUUCCGUGGUCGCGUACACGGCCAUCCCAUAUCUGGCCCUCAUACCUAAUAAACCACUGUUGGUUUGGCCGGCCCUGACGGUGGUCCUGGCAUGUCAGGUCCUCUCGCGCACUUUUGCCCUGCCAUCGGCUACUAUCCUGGUGAACAACUGUACGCCGCAUCCGAGUGUGUUGGGGACCAUUCAUGGUGUCGCGCAGAGUGUUUCCUCUGCCGCGAGGACCGUCGGUCCAACUCUGGGCGGGUAUCUGUUAGGUGUGGGUUUGGCGAAGGACUGUGUCGGUGCCGUUUGGUGGGGGGUUGCGGUCGUUGCCGUAUGUAAUUGGUGUUUGUUGUGGGUUAUUUACGAAGGUGGUGGCAAUGGCAUUGAUAAAUGAGUGAGUGAUAUGGGAAGGAGGUGAUGGGAUGCGAGAGGAUAUCCGUAUGAGUGGGAGUGGAGUGGUAUUGGUGGUGGUGGUGGUGGUGGUGGUACUGCUGUAGGUACUGCAGUGAGGACCGGAAUGAUGAAUAAUGAAUGGUGAAUAAUGAAUGGUGAAUAAUGAAUGGUGAAUAAUGGGAUGAUCGAUGAUGGUUUGGUAGUACGGGAGAACAAGAGCUGAGAGCCCAAACCGAAGCUGGUGCCGCAGGGCGCACUUGGGGCUGAACAGAAACAGGACACGAACACGAAAUGGAUUAGAAAAAGGAACAACUUGAACGACAACAGGGACACGAUCAUGAGCAGGAGUCGGACUAGAAACAGAGCCACGGACAGACAGGAACAAGAACAAGAACAGGUGUAGAAGCAGGAUAAAUAAUACCGAACUUGAACAAGGACAGGAAAAUAGUCUAUGCUUGAGCACAGGCCGAGGGCUCUGCUCUUAUUAUUAUUUUAAGCCUCUAUUUAUUCCGACGUGCGAUAAAGGCAGAACAGAGUCAGAACACUUAAUGGAGGACGACUGAUUGAUUGAGAUUGAUUGAUUGAUUGAAAAAGUG